Symbiodinium natans is the source of this 1356-nucleotide messenger RNA. The record is from the annotation of a GenBank genome assembly. NCBI's taxonomy places the organism in Eukaryota, Dinophyceae, Suessiales, Symbiodiniaceae.
AUGGACACGCGCCGAGCAGGUCUGCUGCUGUUGAUCCUGUUUGGGAUCGCUGGCUUGGCAUGGAACGCGCGGGUGAGCCGCGCCGUCGAGACGGCUCCUGCUCCAGUACAGGGGUCGCUCACAGAGCUGCAAGAGUCAAAGACAACUCCAGCUCAGCUUCGGCAAGGACAAUCUGCCGGCUACAACGCCUUGAGCGACGAGAUGAAGCAGAUCGUGGGUGAGCUCACAGAUGUCGUGGUCCUCCGAACAUGGGCGACACCUUCCUGGUUGCAUGCCGUGUCCGCGACGGCCAAAGACCACGCCUCCAAAGAGCUGCGAACACAGAAGCUGCGAGAAUGUCCUUUGACGCUGCUGGCGCAGUGGGUGUUCGACGAGGGUUGCGUGGGUGACUUCACGUUCGCCAUCGACAUCGGCAUGAACAUGGGAUGGUUCACAGCCCUGGCCGCGGCCAGCGGCCUCCGUGUUUUGGCCGUGGAGCCACGGCAGUCGCCCCUGAGGUACAUGGAGAAGACCGUCGCGCUGAACGGCUGGCAGGGGCGUGUGGAGCUCCGGCACGGCGGAUUAGCAGAGGCGACUGGCCAGCUCUACGUGGAUGAGUCUCGCUGGUGGGAGACGAGGUCCGCCUCUCGAGAAGGCGGUGAGGGCCGCAGUGCUGCGCAGGCACUGCGCCUAGAUGACGCCGUGCCACCCGAUUCGAAGGUGUGCUUGUUGAAGGCUGACUGCCGCGGGUGUGAAGCAGAGGCCUUUCGAUCCGGCAAGGAGCUUCUGGCCGCUGGUGCAGUCCAGGUGGUGCAGAUGGAGUACAACCACUCCCCUGUGGCUCAAGCGGCCCUCGAGACGCUGCAACAGCUGUCGCCCCGACCGUGGCAGUGCAUUCUCCUCCCCGCCGGUCUCCGAUGUGCUGGCGCGGACCUCUUGGAUGCUGAGGGCGAAGCACUUCGCGAGAUCUGGGAUUUCAUCGUGGCCGGAGUUUACGUGGACUGCCGGGCCGAAAAGUUGGUCCAGACAGCACCCGAGCAGGUUGUGCGGGGCUACCAUACAGAUCUUUGGCUGGUGCACGACGACACGAUGGACAGGCUCCGGGCGGAGCCCCGGUUCGUGGCCGCGUCACAGCGAGUGGCUGAGGCCGCCAGCCAGCAGUGCGAGUACAGCGCGAGCGAAACGGCAGAGCAGGGCGUUUGCGACCUUCUUUGCCACGAGUUCACCACACUGGAGGAGGCCCAGAGGGCCUGCGACGUCCGCCCGAGCUGCACAAAGGUCUUGCCGCGGGGCGAUGGUUUCGAGCUCCGGGGCGGCUCGGCCCCGGGAUCGGCGCAGGUCUUCGCCUACCUCAAGCUGGCAUGCAAGAUGACAUGA